Messenger RNA from Myodes glareolus (Bank vole), 4072 nucleotides. NCBI's taxonomy places the organism in Eukaryota, Metazoa, Chordata, Mammalia, Rodentia, Cricetidae. The record is from RefSeq and is a predicted model, not a curated record.
GGAAGACAGAGACCCACAGAGACAGAGACACAUUGUUAUGCGGGAGCGUGGAUCCGAACUGCGGUGGGACCGCAGGAGCAGAUGAGCGGGGGCGAGCUGUGCCCACGAGGCGAUAGGGGCACGGGGCGGAGGGCUGACGGUGCCCGAGCAGGUCCUGCGUCCGCGCGACCGUCCAAGCAGGGUUGCGGGUGCCGCGCACUGUUCGGUUGGCCAGCUCGACUCUAGGGUCCUGCUACCAGGAGGUCCCCAAGAUGAAGGGGGCCUGGGGCAGGGAAGGAUGGAGCUGAGACGCGGGUUCUCGGUUUGGCGCCUCUGUCUGCUUUGUCCCUACAGCCUUCGUGAAGCAUAGGUCUCAACUGUGAUUCAAACCCGUUGAGGACCAGAAGACAAAAUGUCAUCCCAGUUUUUGGAGACAUCGACGAGUGCUAGAGAUACAAUAAAAGAUGAUGCAAUCAGAAAGGAACGACCCUACAAGAUCUUCUUCAAAGAUCUCUUCCUUUUCAAAGAAAAUGAGGUGGCCGCGAAGAAAAAGGAAAGACUCAUGAGCCGCAACAUGAAAAUCCACCAGAAGACGACGUUUUCAUCUCGCAUGAAGAGCCGCUCGCACCUCAGCCAGCUGACGUUCUACACGGAAGCAGGCGGCAGCUCCUACGAAGACCUGGGGCUAGACCCCACUCUUAUUCUCAGACUGACAGAAGGCUCGGACAGAAAGAGGACUGUGCACGAGUUUAUUAACGACCAGAGAGACAGAUUCCUACUGGAGUACGCAGUCUCAACCAAGAAAAACACAAUUCAAAGGUUUGAAAAGCUCAUAACCAUGAAGGAAAACCAACUCAGGAAAGCCGAGAAAAAGCUCCAAGCUGACGCCAUAGCCUUUGAAGAGUUCCUCCGUGAAAAUGACCAGAGAUCUGUAGACGCUCUUAAAAUGGCAGCACAAGAAACAAUAAACAAACUCCAGAUGACAACAGAGCUUAAGAAGGCAAGCUUGGAAGUCCAGGGAAUAAAGAGUGAAAUAGCGAAAACCGAAUUCCUCCUCAAGGAGUACAUGAAGUAUGGAUUCUUCCUGCUGAAGCUGUCCCCGAAACAUUGGCAAGCACAGCAAUUGCAGAAGAGAGCUCAGGCAUCGAAGAGUAACCCCAUUCUCCCAAGAAUCUUGGAAAAAUUCUCGUUAAGUUCAAGUAAAAGAGACAGUGCCGAGUCGGACAGGUUGUCCCUUUCCGAUGAGCAUGGUACAAGAAGAACGAACCAAGGACGGGAACAGAGGAAAUCUACUUUUGGCACAGACUCGAAGAAAUCCUCCUUACGUCGGGCUGAAAGCAUUAGCUCGGAGGACAGUCUGGAGUUCUUUUUAGAGGAUGAGCCACUGGAGUAUGAUCUGAUACCGGAGAUCUACUUCAAGGAGCCAGAAGAGUUGCUCCAGGUCCUCACCGAGCUGGAGGAACAGAAUCUCAACUUGGUCCAGUAUUCCCAGGAUGUGGAUGAGAAUCUCGAAGAUGUCAACAAAAGAGAGAGGUUUAUACAGGAUAAGAUAAACACCAACAUUGAGUUACUGCUGGAGCACAAGCAGGUGCUUAAGACCAAUUGUGAGCGAGAAGAGGAAAAGGCAGCGGAACUGGAGCUGAGGUCCAGGCUCUUCAGUUUUGGAGAAUUCAAUUCGGAUGCCCAGAAGCGUGCAAUCCUGGGGCAGGAACGUACAUGGAAAACGAUUUACUUUGCCGAGAAGUUUAUUGAGUCCCUCUUGGCGAAUAUCAGCCAGCCAGUGGAGAUAAAGAAUGCUAUCUUUCCUCUCCCGAGUUACGUUAUCUACCAGCUCAAGAGACUGCAACUUCAAGUAAAAGAGCGCAGUGGUGAGGAAAGGCUGAUAGACUCACUUAGUAAGAAGAUUAAUCAAGUCUACAGAGUCUGCAUCGGAGAUGCUGAGGUUGGCAGCCUGAAUGCGGUUCAAAAGCUGGUCAAAGUCGAGUCUCGCCUGGUGGAGCUGAGUGACCUCAUUGAAUCUAUUCCCAAAGAAAAUGUAGAAGCCAUUGAAAGGAUCAAACAGAAGGAGAGACGGCAAAAGCUGCGUGAAGAGAAGAUGAGAGAAAAGCAAAGACACCAGGAGGAGCGGCUAAGAGCUGCUCUGGAGAGAGCAGUAGCACAGCCCAAGAAGAAGCUGGGAAGACGACUGGUCUACCGUUCGAAACCUCGAUCUGCUACCAAACAGUUACUUUUAGUCAGCGAUACAAGAACAAAAACACAGGAGGAAGAGUAUUUUUUUAGUUGAACAGGAGCAUGAAGACAAUUAAUUAGCAAAUGUUUUAUACGAUGUUGGCGUUCAGUGAUGCAAUGCUGAAGUUUACAGGAGUGGGCACGGCAACUGUGUUCUUCUGCCAAACCACUACUCACUGCCAUCAUCCACGAGCUAAGAAAUACUGCGUUUUAGGUUGUCCCCUUUGGAGACACAUCCUAAAGGCCUUAACUGAUAGAACUACAGGAAGCAUGAUUUAUAGCAGACUGGCCUCCCUCAAAGCAUGAGCAUGAGAAUUUUAGUUGUAUUUUCUAAAGCAAUAAGGAAGUUCAUAGCUACGAAUGUACAUUUUAACAAUGUGCUAUUCUGAAAACAACUGGACAGGUUUAAAACGUCCAAACUACAGACUAUGGUCUCAGAUCAUGAGACUGGUCAUUUCACAGUAAGCUCUGAAAAACCUUAUUGGAAAACUUUAUUAAGUGAACAAACCACACACCUUUAGCUUAAAUGUCAGUUUGUAUUAUGCUCUAUCUCCAUAAUUAUUUCAAUUUUCAUGUUUUGACUUAGCUACAAUAUGUACAUUAGUCUAUAUUGAUUAUAAAUUUAUUAAUACAAUAAAUAUAAAUACUAAGGAAAUGUUUAACUUUAAGCAUGUUAAAGUGGUUUGAAAACCUUAAACGACAUAGCUGCUAAGUCUCAGUUAAUACAGUUACCAUGGCUGAAACUCACCUUCAGAAAAGUUCUAAAACACAAACUUAUUUAUCCUUUAUAGAAAACAAUGCAAUCAGCGGGCUUAUCAAAAGUCACCCUGAAUAAAACUGGGGCUCUUAAAGCGUUAGUUCUGAUUAUCCACUGCUUCAACACCUGCGCUUUGCAUACGGAUAUCUGCAUAAAAAUAGUACACACGUCAAGUUGAAAAAACCCAAAUCUUUAUUGUAUAGAAAUACAUAUAUAUAUAAAAAAAAACCCUCAAAGAUGCUAUUCUCUCAUUUCCCCAUCUUCCUCCUCCUCUUCAACGCCUCGGAUAUAAAGGACAUUAUUACACCUGUAAACAACAAAACAAAGGUCCUUUUUUGAUGAUCCACUCAAACCACGCACAAUCAUCAGUGCUCCGUUUUCAGAUUGGAUACUAAAGAGCUCGUCACCCUCUGCUGGUGCCACACAGACAUGUUUAAGAGCACACGGCACAUGGCUACCACUGUCAUCACAAUCACACCUACAACUUAUCAGAAUAGAGGUGGAUGCUCAUAUUAGAAAAUGAAUACAACAGAAAUCCUCAGCAGCUAGACUCAACUUCAAAUCCAAGUUCUGUAACCCAGGACACAAACAGGCUACAGCUAAGGACUGGGAAAUGUAAUCAACAGUAGGAAAACCUUGAGGAUGAACUGAAAUCUCCCAACAAAUUUAGUAAUUUCAAAGGCUUCCAAAAUCUAGAUGCAGAAUACUGCUAAAUCUUUUGGCUUUUUUUCUUUUAAAGUAAUCCCCAAACUAUAAGACUAAUUAUUUAAGCAGAUUGUUUGAGCCUCACCAGUAACUCCUCACACACAAACACACUCAUUACCUUAUUAGAACUUCACCCAGAUGUCCAGACAACGCACCAUCAAUGUAUUCUUCUGUAUUUGCAAGCUUUAGAUAGAAAGAAAGAUAUUAGUAUAACUGCACAAGAAGAGAACAGUGUAGCAUACCUGCCGGUGAGAGCACAGUAAAUGAGACGAGACUACACCAACUCGGACUGCAUCGUAAUUAGUAAGUAGAAAAUUAGCUCUCUAUUACUCUUGUAUCUCUGGAUCUCCUGUAUUAAGACAUGCAUGGUACAAAACUAUAAUAAAGCUUGUUUCAAAGCUG